This is a messenger RNA of Oryctolagus cuniculus (rabbit), 3885 nucleotides long. It is a transcript of the gene CAPN5, whose product is annotated as calpain 5. Gene Ontology annotation, biological process: proteolysis. The record is from RefSeq and is a predicted model, not a curated record. Gene Ontology annotation, cellular component: cytoplasm. Lineage: Eukaryota; Metazoa; Chordata; Mammalia; Lagomorpha; Leporidae. Gene Ontology annotation, molecular function: calcium-dependent cysteine-type endopeptidase activity.
GGCGGGGUCCAGGCGGCGGAACCCCGGGAGUCUGAGCUCGAGCCGCCGCCCCAGGCCGGCCCCGGCUGCAUCUCGGGCCGGUGCAGCCUCCGCGCCAGCGCGCGCCUUGCACGGCACCCCGGGUCCAGCUCGCCCGCCGCGGCGCGGCAGGUGCUCCCGGCGCCCGGCCCGGGCCAGCGGCCACCAUGUUCUCGUGUGUAAAGGCCUACGAGGAGCAGAACUACGCGGCCCUGAAGCGGAGCUGCCUGCGCAGGAAGGUGCUCUUCGAGGACCCCCACUUCCCCGCCACCGACGACUCGCUCUACUAUAAGGCCACCCCGGGGCCAGCCGUCAGGUGGAAGCGGCCCAAGGACAUCUGCGAGGACCCGCGCCUCUUCGUGGAUGGCAUCAGCUCCCACGACCUGCACCAGGGCCAGGUGGGCAACUGCUGGUUUGUGGCAGCCUGCUCGUCCCUCGCCUCCCGCGAGUCCCUGUGGCAGAAGGUCAUCCCAGACUGGAAGGAGCAGGAAUGGGACCCCGAGAAGCCAGACGCCUAUGCGGGCAUCUUCCACUUCCACUUCUGGCGCUUUGGCGAGUGGGUGGACGUGGUCAUCGAUGACCGGCUGCCCACCGUCAACAACCAACUCAUCUACUGCCACUCCAACUCCCGCCGCGAGUUCUGGUGUGCGCUGGUGGAGAAGGCCUAUGCCAAGCUGGCAGGCUGCUACCAGGCGCUGGAUGGGGGCAACACGGCGGACGCACUGGUGGACUUCACCGGUGGCGUUUCGGAGCCCAUUGACCUGAUGGAGGGGGACUUCGCCAACGACGAGGCCAAGAGGAACCAACUCUUCGAGCGCAUGUUAAAGGUGCACACCCGGGGAGGCCUCAUCAGCGCCUCCAUCAAGGCGGUGACAGCUGCAGACAUGGAGGCCCGCCUGGCGUGUGGCCUGGUGAAGGGCCACGCAUACGCUGUCACCGACGUGCGCAAGGUGCGCCUAGGCCACGGCCUGCUGGCCUUCUUCAAGUCAGAGAAGCUGGACAUGAUCCGCCUGCGCAACCCCUGGGGCGAGCGGGAGUGGAACGGGCCCUGGAGUGACACCUCCGAGGAAUGGCAGAAAGUGAGCAAGAGCGAGCGGGAGAAGAUGGGCGUGACCGUGCAGGAUGACGGCGAGUUCUGGAUGACCUUCGAGGACGUGUGCCGGUACUUCACCGACAUCAUCAAGUGCCGCGUGCUCAACACCUCCUACCUGAGCAUCCACAAGACGUGGGAGGAGGCCCGGCUGCGGGGCGCCUGGACCCGGCACGAGGACCCAAGGCAGAACCGCAGCGGCGGCUGCAUCAACCACAAGGACACCUUCUUCCAGAACCCGCAGUACCUCUUUGAUGUCAAGAAGCCGGAAGAUGAAGUGCUGAUCUGCAUCCAGCAGCGGCCCAAGCGGUCCACCCGCCGGGAGGGCAAGGGUGAGAACCUGGCCAUCGGCUUCGACAUCUACAAGGUGGAGGAGAACCGCCAGUACCGCAUGCACAGCCUGCAGCACAAGGCGGCCAGCUCCAUCUACAUCAACUCGCGCAGUGUCUUCCUGCGCACCGAGCAGCCCGAAGGCCGCUACGUCAUCAUCCCCACCACCUUCGAGCCAGGCCACACCGGCGAGUUCCUGCUCCGAGUCUUCACUGAUGUACCCGCCAACUGCAGGGAGCUGCGCCUGGACGAGCCCCCCCACACCUGCUGGAGCUCCCUUUGUGGCUACCCUCAGCAGGUGACCCAGGUGCAUGUCCUGGGGGCUGCAGGCCUCAAGGACUCCCCGGCAGGGGCCAACUCCUACGUGAUCAUCAAGUGCGAGGGGGAAGCAGUGCGCUCGGCCGUGCAGAGGGGCACCUCAGCUCCCGAGUACAACGUCAAGGGCGUCUUCUACCGCAAGAAGCCAGGCCAGCCCGUCACUGUCCAGAUCUGGAACCACCGAGUGCUGAAGGAUGAGUUCCUGGGCCAGGUGCAGCUGAAGGCCGACCCCAACGACCUGCAGGCCCUGCACACCCUCCACCUGCGGGACCGCAGCAGCCGGCAGCCCAGCGACCUGCCGGGCACCGUGGCCGUGCGUGUCCUCAGCAGUGCCUCCCUCACGGCUGUCUGAUGCCUGCCCACCUGCCCGGCCCCAGCAGCUCUCACCACCACCUGCAUGUCCCUGCCAGGCCUGAGACCACCUGGGAGCCAGACACUGGGGUCCUUUGCCCACUGUUGCACUGGCCUGCUGUGUGCCCUUGGGACGUCUCUGCCUGUCUCUGAGCCUCAUGUCCCAAGGGCCCCAAAGCACUCCCUUCUCACGUGGGAGUCUUCUUGCCCGAGAUUUAAAUCAGCCCUUCCCAGCCCACCUGGCGCCACUGCUACGGGACAGCGCUUACUGUUGAAGACAUUUUCCCAGGGCCUGCAGUCCACCGAGGAGCGCCAAGAUGUCACUUGUUUACACACAGACUGCCACAUUCCCAAGCCCGUCCUUGCCUCGCUGGGCCUGGGCCUACCCUGUCUCCCUCACCCCCUUCUCUCUCAGCUCCUGCCGGGCUCCUGCUCAGGCUGGACUCUGGGAGAUGUGCAGGUGGCCUUGGCUGAUUCUCUGACCUUGGCCCCUUGGCCAUCAUCCACUUGUUCACUCAAACAGAGAUUUGCCAAAUGAAGGCAGCCUGGGGUGGGUAGCUGUCACCUGGCCAGGGAGCCCUCCGCCAACAUUCCCCCAGAACACAGCCGAGAAGGGCAUGGUGCCCUUCCUGCUGCCCGGGCCAAAGCGUUUCAGUCCUCAAGCUUCCUGUUGUUCCCUGGGGGAGGAAGUCUCCCUUUCGCCCAGGGCUUCUCAGAGCAAGCUGCGAGCCAGCAGCCCUCUGCUCUUCUCCUGGCGCAAUUUUGGCUGCACGUGGGGAGGCCUGGAGAAGUGGGCCAUUUCCAGAGGGGCCGUGGCCCUGGCGAGGGGGCGAGGUUUGUAGCAGGCACUCUGGUAGCCGGCACCCACCGUGUUCUAGAAGCCUCUGGCUGAGCUUUGGUGCCGGGACGCCCUCACUGCCUCUGUGGGGCCCUGCUUGGGCCUCCAGGCCAGGUGUAGCCACAGAACGAGUGUGGCGGCUUCAAGAACAGGAAUUCCUCUGGGGCACCUGAGUCUCCGGCUCCAGAUUCCACGGCGUGUUCGCUCUGCCUCCUCACCCACAGCCGCCUGGACCCUGGCUCCCUCGGCCACAGCAGAGGCCAGGGACAGAAACAGGAGGAGGACGAGAGGAUCCCGUCCCAGAGCCGCGACCCCCACCCCCCGCCCCGAGGACCUGGGCCUGGGGCCAGGACUGUGCGCGUGACCAGGAGCGAAUCACUGAAAGCUCCUGUGCCUGCGCCCCGACGCCUGCGCUGUCAGCCCUGCUGUCACCGAGUGCCGGACAAGGGCAGUGUGGCGCCCUCCAUGCUCCCUGCACACCCAAUGUCUGAAAUUAGGCGGGGCUGGUAGACGCUGCUCGGCCAGCCUGGGCCUGAGCAGCCAACACGUGCUGCCUUGCUCAGCCACGCCCCCUGGUACGUGGAGGCAGUGGGGGAUGCCAGGACCAAGUAGCAGCAGAUGGGCUUCAACCGGGGGCUGGCCGCUGCCUCCCACCCCAGCGGAACGGAACUGGUACCACAGCCCUGCUCUCACUUCCGGCCCCUCGAGCUGGGCCAGGCUGGCUCCUGGCUGUGCAGGGAUCUGGGGACCCGGAAGGUGAGGGUCGAGAGUGGAUGGGGAGAGCAUUGCUUCAUGCACUCGGGGUCCCCACGUGCAAAUGGGUGUCGCCUGCAGCCUGCGCCGUGCAGGCCCAGGCUUCACCCCUGAAGGCCCACACGGGAUGGGGGAGAGGGAGCCUCAUCUAAUCUCACAAUAAAUGUUACCACAGUUUCAGAAAGGC